Molecule: messenger RNA, 1185 nt
Organism: Adineta ricciae
Lineage: Eukaryota; Metazoa; Rotifera; Eurotatoria; Adinetida; Adinetidae
Source: the annotation of a GenBank genome assembly
AUGGCUGGCAAUCAAUAUCGACUCGUUUGGGAAGAUCAAUUCUCAGACGACGGUCCUGUCGAUCGAAAUAGAUGGGACUUUGACAUCGGCACUGGAGAUAACGGCUGGGGUAAUCAAGAAGCACAAUUCUACACCGAUCGAACUGAAAAUGUCCGAUGUGAAAAUCAACGACUGAUCAUCGAAGCACACCGUGAAGAUUAUCAAGGCCAACGAUUCACUUCAGCUCGACUGAAAUCAAAAAUGUCCUGGACUUAUGGUCGACUUCAGGUGAAAGCGAAACUUCCAUUGGGUAGAGGUCUCUGGCCAGCGAUAUGGAUGCUACCUCGAACAAAAACCUAUGGCAACGCAUAUUGGCCCGAUAAUGGAGAAAUCGAUGUAAUGGAACAGGUCGGCUACGAUCCAAAUAAGAUUGUGUCGAGUGUACAUACAGCGGAAUAUAAUCAUAUGAAAAAUACACAACCCACCCAUGGUGUAGAUGUGCCGGAUGCUUGCUCAAACUUCAAAAUCUAUACUCUGAAUUGGACUUCUGACCAACUUGAAAUGUUCGUUGGUGAUGACAAUCAGCCAUUUGAACAGCGAAUUCUCGUAUGGGAUAAAGGGAAUCAAGGUUGGCAAAGAUGGCCUUUCGACAAAGACUUUUUCAUUAUUCUCAAUAUCGCCAUUGGUGGUACAUGGGGAGGACAACAUGGAAUUGACGAAAGUAUUUUUCCAAAACGAAUGGAAAUUGAAUGGGUUCGGUUCUAUAAGCUUGAGAGUGAAAAUAUUGGGACCCAAAGUGCACCUGCUGCUCACCGAGUGAUUGCACUUCGAUCCAAUGCCAAUGGUAAAUUCGUCUGUGCUGAAAAUGGCGGCAAUGGUUCACUGAUAGCCAGUCGAGAUGCUGUCGGUAGUAGUUGGGAGAAAUUUGAUCUUAUUACUCUCGAUGGAAAUAAAGUUGCUCUACGAUCACAUGCAAAUGGAAAAUAUGUGUGUGCAGAAGCUGCAGGAAAAAAACCUUUGAUUGUUAACCGCAAUGGAAUCCAUGCGUGGGAAACGUUUCAAAUGAUUUAUCGUGGUGAAAAUAAAGUAGCGUUCAUUGCCGUUAACGGCAAAUACGUUUGUGCAGUAGACUAUGGCAGAGGUGCUUUAACUGCCGAUCGCACAAAUGUUGACGCCUGGGAGACUUUUGAUUUAGUUCCACAAUGA